AUGCCUGAAUUCGAGAUGAAACCAGAAUUAUCUACUAAGCCGGAGAUAUCAGCAACUGAUGGUGAUGCAACCAAAAAGGAGCAUGAGAUAAAACAAGAACAAGCUGCUCCAAACUACCUGGAUUUCUCGAUCGAAAAUGUUAAUUCCAAAACCCUUGAAGAAUUGCAGGACUUAUUCAGCCUGCUCCAAGAACAAUUCAAGGCUAGUUCUGCCAAAUUAGAGAAAACACGUAAGCAGGAACAAUACCAGCGUACCACCAUGGCAUACUAUCAACGUCGAAAUGACGCACUUUUAAACAUCCUUGAUGAGUCAGGAUUGGAAUCACAAACACAUUUAGAUACCGACUACAAAAUUCCCAAUGAUGAUGAAAAAAGGCGAAUAGAUCUGAUAAUUGAAAGAGUGCCGCGAAUUGCAAAGACAUUGAAGCCAUUAGCACAAGACUUGGGUGAGAAAGGGAAUAAGAUGACAGGCAGUUUCACAUCCAAAACCAUAAAUUCUAAUCAUUUUAUCAAUAUGUACUUACUGGAAACAAUCCCGGAUUUGGCUGAUGAUGACUUAAUGCAAUUAGAAGUAAAUCCACAAGAGGCAGAUUCUUGGUGCCGAAGAAAUUUACCUAAUUUGGUGAAUGCACAAAACGUGCCAAUCACAUUAGACCAAAUAUUGCAAAUGAACCAGGGACAAUAUGCUGGUGUAGACUUUGAUUUGGGUAUUGAUGGAAAAUUGGUAUUGAGUCCAAUGGCUGCAAAUACAACUGGCAGGAAAAGGAGAAGGCGGUGA
Molecule: messenger RNA, 777 nt
Organism: Lodderomyces elongisporus
Lineage: Eukaryota; Fungi; Ascomycota; Pichiomycetes; Serinales; Debaryomycetaceae
Exons: 1
Coding region: 1-777 (258 amino acids)
Source: RefSeq, a predicted model, not a curated record